GAAUCGGUGUACUACUCUAGCCCUUGCAUCUCUACGGUUGACCACCUCGCACUUCGGCCUCUGAAUCUGAAGUUUCCCACUGUUCUUUGGGACCGGAAGUGCAUUGCGGCUCUUCUCGCGUCCCCUUUGGAAGCCCUCCCUGAUUGGCCACCCGUCAGAAAGAUGGCAGCUGGGAAUGAAAAGCGUGCCGGACGCAGCCCACACGCAACAUGGCGCCCGAGGAGCAGGGGCGCCCUCAAGCAAAAUGGCGGCCAGCGAGAAGCGGCGCCCGCCGGCGGCGGCAAGCGACGCGAACCGGCCGGUUGCCACGGCAACGGGCAAUGACUUCCCCGAGGGCGCUGCCGAGUUCCUUCUGCAGGCCGGCGUGACCGACCUGGUCCGCUCCGCCCUCCUGAAGGUGCUGGAGGCCCGGCCGGAGGAGCCGGUGGAUUUCCUGGCCGCCUACUUUGAGAAGCUGACGCCCCGGAGCCCGCAGGCGGAGGAGGAGGAGGCCUCGGGCCCGGCGGAGACCGGCCAGCCCCACCUCCAGCUCCGCCUCGACCGUGCCUGGUGGGCCCUGAGCCUGGCCCACCAUUCCCACAGGACGGCCUUUAACAACAACGUCAGCAUGGCGUACGACUCUCUGAGCGCUGCCGGGCGGCGCAAGAAGGCAGGCGUCAACGGGAAGGUCUACAGUGACCUGCUGCGGCUGAUGUGCCGGGAGCGCGCUGCGCCGGAUGAUCUUGUGCAGCCCCUGCUGCGGAAGAUCACCUGCCGGGACCAUGAGGCCGUGCCCUUCGACAUCUUCCGCUAUGGGGUCCUCUGCUGCCUGGUUCUCCUGGAGUUCUUGGCCAAGGCAGGUGCCCUCUACAAUGCACUCGGCGGCGGGUCUGCUGCCGCGGAUAAGAGGGCAUGCGUGGCCGUGCUGGGCACCCUGGAGGAGGCUCUGCGCGACACCGGCGUCUCGGCUCCCAUCCGUUACUUGGAGGCCGGAUCCAAGCUGGGGCCGGACAGUUUGGCGUCAACUAUGGACCGAGCCUUGAGCGAGAGGAAGCCCAGCGUGGCCAUGAAGAAGGAUGAGUUUCUCAAGAGGGCUUCAGCCGUCUUCAUUGCCAAAGUGAAACCCAUUGACUGAGCACAGACUGGGGACUUUCCACGUUCUUUUCCUCCCAAUUCACCACGAGAGUUACCUGUGAUAAGCCAAGGGCAGGAAGGGGAAGCCGGCCAGCCUUGCGUUUCCAGGGAUGUCUGUUUUAAGGGCGUGAAAUCCGAAGGGGCAGGAAUGCAUCCUCUUGGCUUUUUCUGUCUGGUUGAGCUGCUUCCAUAGAGGUGAGCUCAACUGGUUGAAGCUGCCUGGACUGCAUCUUGCGGGGUCGAUUUUCACCGGAAAUGUUGGGUGGGUUUGAAAGAUGAUGGAAGUAUUUAAAUUUGCUUAUUUAUACCUCACAUUGCCUGGUGUUUGCUUUUAAAAACAUCAACGGGACGUUUGCCUUUCUCUGGAAAGCACAUUUAACCCUUAUCCGAGAAGAAACAUGUAGAAAGAAGGACGUUUUUCUUCCCUAGGUUGGUCGUUUUC
Pogona vitticeps (central bearded dragon) is the source of this 1555-nucleotide messenger RNA. RefSeq names its product tubulin polyglutamylase complex subunit 1 (gene TPGS1). Gene Ontology annotation, biological process: protein polyglutamylation. NCBI's taxonomy places the organism in Eukaryota, Metazoa, Chordata, Lepidosauria, Squamata, Agamidae. Gene Ontology annotation, molecular function: microtubule binding. The record is from RefSeq and is a predicted model, not a curated record.